Cloeon dipterum is the source of this 3015-nucleotide messenger RNA. RefSeq names its product Toll-9 (gene Toll-9). The transcript is spliced from 2 exons. Gene Ontology annotation, biological process: detection of lipopolysaccharide; toll-like receptor 4 signaling pathway; immune response. Gene Ontology annotation, cellular component: plasma membrane. Gene Ontology annotation, molecular function: lipopolysaccharide binding; lipopolysaccharide immune receptor activity; transmembrane signaling receptor activity. NCBI's taxonomy places the organism in Eukaryota, Metazoa, Arthropoda, Insecta, Ephemeroptera, Baetidae. The coding region runs from base 223 to 2826 and encodes 867 amino acids. The record is from RefSeq and is a predicted model, not a curated record.
CCGCGUCGUUCUCCCUCUCUGCGGUGGCGGUCAAGUAGAGUGAGGACACAAUGGAGCGACGAAAAGGUGGCUGCGAUAAGAUCUCAGCUGAUUUGCGUUGCUCUGGUCGAAAACUCCAAGCCAAUCACUUGGCGAGAGAGCACUCUAUCGCGGAGCGAUAACAAUGGAAACAGCACUUUGGAAGCAGGAGGAUCACCCGCUGUGAGCCAUUCACUCUCAGAUAUGCGAAACAACAUUGCUGCUGUUAUUGCGUACUUGUUGAUCAUCACCGUGAAAAGCGACGUGGACGUCCCAUCAUGCAAGGUCCUGGACGUCCAGCCGCUGCAAAUGCCCUUCACAGGCGACGGGCUCAUCAUGGUCGAGCGGAUAGUGAGUCAGCCGACGAUUUUGUGUCCAGAAGACGAAAUCACCGUUGACAACUAUGGCUGCACCUACUGCAACCGGACCGAAACCAUGGCGUGUCAGGGAUCAUCAGUGACAGCGCUGCCAGAACCAAAGGACCUGCCAGAUAUCAAGUUCUCCUUAAGGGUAUUGGGCUCGUGGAUCACAUAUAUCAAGAGACAGGCAUUUUUCGGGAAACAUAUCAAGGAAUUGCACAUAGAAGAUAAUGAGUUUAUCAUGUUUCAUGCAGAAGCCUUCUAUGGACUCUCCGACACCGAGUACUUGUCCCUGGCUAACAACAAUUUAGCACAAAUACCAUGCCAACUGUUGGAUCCUCUCAAGGACCUGGUGACCCUGGUCUUGGAUGACAACGGUAUCGAGUUUCCUAAAGUACCUCCAAACGCUACAACAUGCGAUGAAGAGCAUACACUCCUGACCAAGUUGGAAUAUCUCCUGCUCCAAAACAACAAACUCAAUGAUCUUCCACACAACGCAUUUGAUUGGCUGAACAAAAGUAAACUGCGAUAUAUGUCGCUGAGGGGAUCGAAAAUUAUGUAUGCUCACCCAGAUGCAUUGAAGCCUCUUUUCGAAAAUCUGAAAGGGCUCGAGAUGGCAGACAGUUCAUCUUUGGUUGACACUCUUGCGAACAUCACGGCGGGACUUGUUUACGGAGAAAAGAGCAAGUUGGAAUAUUUGGGUUUAAGCUCUACCGGGCUGAUAGAAAUUCCCAAAAAAGCGCUCUCUAAUGUGGGACAAUCGCUUCUAGGCCUAGCUUUGCAGGGGAACACGUUCCACAGGCUUGACCAAGACUCAUUUCCCGUGAUGGAAGCUUUACAAACGCUCGACUUGCGGCGGUGCUCAAUUUUGGCGCUACUCGGAAAAGCAUUCCAAGGAUUAAAAGCGUUGAAAAAUUUAUACCUCUCUGGUAACCGUUUCAAAAUUUUACAAGACGAGCCGUUCAAAGCUCUUUCCAAACUGGAAUUUUUGGACCUAAGUAAUAAUCCUGACCCUAUUUUAAGUGACCAAGACGCAACGUACAAAAUUAAAAAUCACACUUUCAGCGGUCUUGAGAACCUCAAAAUUCUUAACCUUGCACACUCCCGCAUUAAAUAUAUCGAAAAUGGAACCUUUUAUGACAUGCCUCAACUAACCACGCUCUCUUUAUGCAACACAUUAGUCGAUUUGGGAUCAAAUUUUCUACAGGCAGUGCCCAAUUUGAGGAUUCUCGACCUCAGCAAUAACGAAAAUUUAAAAUUUGAACCAAGUGUGUUCAAAGGACUCGGCAAUCUAGAAAAACUUAGGCUCAUCAACUGCAACAUUGAAUUCAAGCCCGAUUCAGACGUUGACUACUUCAUUCACAUGCCAAACUUAACCGAUCUGCACUUAUCCUACAACAAAAUUUCCACAAUUCCGAAGGACACUUUCCAAUCCCUUCCAGAACUUAAAUCAAUCCACUUGGAUCACAAUCUGCUCGAUUCUUGGACGACGAAAAUAUUCGAGAACAACACAAAACUCGUCCUCAUCGACGUCGACAACAACCAAAUCUGUCAUUUUGCGAAUGAAACGGCCGAGGAGCUAUUAAAGACGGAGCACAUCUCGUUUGAAUAUAACCCUCUACUCUGCGACUGUUCCUUGUACAACUUCGUUCAGGAACUCGUUCAAUCAGACGUUACGGUCUCGCAUUGGUUGGAAGAAGACAACAGCUACUCUUGCUACGACACCGAGAAUGAGCGCAGCCUUCUGAUUGCGCAUUAUUUGCCAAACUGCGCUGUUUUGGAGAACAAAGCACCGCCUGUCGACCCCGACUCAGAUUCUACAGUGGUGGCCAUCAUCUCCGGAUCGGCCAUCGUCGCCAUUUGUCUAAUUAUCGUGCCAGCCGCCACCGUCGUCUACAAGAAACGCAGCAAGCUGCGUUACUUCGGCAUCAUGGUGAAGAACGCUCUGUCCGUGGCGCUGAUGGACGACGACAACGAGGAGAGCCAGGAGGAUGCCAUCUUUAUUUACGACGUCUUCGUGUCCUACUGCGACGCGGACAGAGAAUGGGUGAUCAAGAAGCUGCUGCCUGAGCUUGAACAGGAGAACAACCUGAGGGUUUGUCUGCACGAACGAGACUUCCAGCCGGGAUGCGGCAUCCUGGACAACAUCGUGCACUGCAUCGACAAGAGCCGCUCGCUGAUCAUCGUCGUGUCGAAAAAGUCGCUCAAGAGCCAAUGGUGCCACUUUGAAAUGCACCUGGCGCAGCACAGGUUCAUCGAGACCCGCAAGGAGCAGUUGAUAUUAGUUCUGAUGGAAGAACUGCCGCGUAAGCAGAGGCCCAGGACCUUACACUACUUGAUGGCCACGAGGACCUUCCUCUUGUGGAACGAAAAGCAGAGUGAACUAUUCUGGAAACGGCUGAGGCGAGUGCUUAUUUUAGAAAAAAGCAGGGCAGUUUCGAUUGUUUGAUAUUAAUUAUUUAAGAGACGCACACACGCGCGUGUUUCCCAGCACCAGAGAGUAUUUUCGCCAUUUAAUUAUCUCUAGUACAAGCUCACUAUCAUAUCAUUUACAUGUUCGCUUCUACAUUAUAGAUUAAGUCAUAUACAAAUUUUGUUGUGUUACAGACAAUGGAAUAAAUGUUAUUUUUAUAUAAAA